Molecule: messenger RNA, 1018 nt
Organism: Austrofundulus limnaeus
Lineage: Eukaryota; Metazoa; Chordata; Actinopteri; Cyprinodontiformes; Rivulidae
Source: RefSeq, a predicted model, not a curated record
CAAGGUGGAUAGGAUGUUGAAGAAGGAGCUCUCUAUUCAGCUAAAAGGCUAAUGUUUUUGGACAGACAGCCAGACGGUGCUGAGAUACAUAAAUAAUAACACUAAACGAUUUCAGACCUUUGUUGCAAAUAGAGUGGCUGCAAUAAGAGAGGCUACAGAUGUUUUUCAGUGGCGGUACAUCAACUCUAAGGCCAAUCCAGCAGAUGAAGCUUCCAGAGGUUUGACUGCAGAGAACUUUAUGGCCUGUCAGAGGUGGAUAAAUGGUCCCGACUUUCUUAGAAGGCCAGAACAAGAGUGGCCAAAGCCUUUUGAAUCCCAGCCUGUUUGUUCUGAAGACCCAGAGGUGAAAAGGGAUGCCCUGGUAAACAUCAUUGACACACAUUCAAACGAUUCUACUACCAGGCUGGUGCAUUAUUUUUCAAGCUGGACCAAACUCAAGACUUCAGUUGCUUGGUUGCUCAAAUUGAAGGACAUUCUGUUGAGCUUGAGUAGGAAGAGGAAAGAGUUAAUGGCUGUUCUUCCCUCUGCUGACUCUUCUACAGCUUUGGAUGUGAUAGAAGAUGAGAUGAGAAAGAAUAGAUCUGUUGUUUGCAAACAAACUCUUACAGUAAAGGACCUCUCCAGAGCAGAGACUGCCAUAAUCCGCUACAGCCAACAUAUAAGCUUCAAAGAAGAAAUUAAAGACUUGCAGAGUGGAGCAUCUGUUGUGAAGAGCAUGAGCAAUAUCUACAGGCUUGAUCCAGUAUUGCAGCAAGGUUUGCUGAAAGUGGGUGGCAGGCUUAGUCGUUCAGCCCUCUCUCAGGAACAGAAACAUCCUGUUAUCCUCUCUAAGAACCAGCAUGUAUCCAAACUUAUCCUGCAGGACUUACAUCAGCGACUGGGACAUGCAGGAAGAAAUCAUAUGCUUUCAGCCCUCAGAGAAAGAUACUGGAUUACUAGUGCCAACUCAGCCUGUAGAAAAAUAUUAUCAGAAUGCGUUGUGUGUAAACGUUACAGAGGACAACCAGCAGAGCAGAAA